This is a messenger RNA of Botrytis porri, 1335 nucleotides long. RefSeq lists its product as uncharacterized. NCBI's taxonomy places the organism in Eukaryota, Fungi, Ascomycota, Leotiomycetes, Helotiales, Sclerotiniaceae. Gene Ontology annotation, biological process: mRNA splicing, via spliceosome; mRNA export from nucleus. Gene Ontology annotation, molecular function: ATP binding; RNA binding; RNA helicase activity. The coding region runs from base 1 to 1335 and encodes 444 amino acids. The record is from RefSeq and is a predicted model, not a curated record. The transcript has 5 exons.
AUGUCUGCCGCUGAAGAGGAUUUGAUCGAUUACUCUGAUGAGGAGCUCGCAACAACAGAGGCACCAGCACCAGCUGCUGGCGCAAAUGGAGGAGUCAAGGGUGAUUCGGGAAAUUUGACCGUGUCUGGAAAUGCAGCUGCGGCCAAGAAGGGCAGUUAUGUUGGUAUCCAUUCGACUGGUUUCCGCGAAUUUUUAUUGAAGCCGGAGCUUCUACGAGCCAUUUCCUGGUGCGGAUUCGAACAUCCUUCGGAGGUUCAGCAAGUCUGUAUUCCCCAAGCGAUUCUUGGUACAGAUGUUCUAUGCCAGGCCAAAUCUGGUCUUGGUAAAACCGCCGUUUUCGUCCUCACAACUCUACAACAAGUCGAGGUAGUCGCCGGUGAAACAUCCGUACUUGUGAUGUGCCACACUCGUGAAUUGGCUUACCAAAUCCGAAAUGAGUAUCAACGUUUCUGUCACUUCAUGCCAGAUGUCAAGAUUGGUGUUUUCUACGGUGGAGUUCCUAUCAGCAAGGAUGUUGAGGUAUUGAAGAAUCCUGAGACCCACCCACACAUCAUCGUUGGUACUCCAGGUCGAUUGAACGCCCUUGUUCGAGACAAAUACUUGCGCCUCAACAGCGUUAAGGUUUUUGUUCUUGAUGAGUGUGACAAGAUGUUGGAUCAAAUUGAUAUGCGUCGCGAUGUUCAGGAAAUUUUCAGAGCCACACCACCACAAAAGCAAGUCAUGAUGUUCAGUGCUACUCUUUCUCAAGAGGUUCGACCUAUCUGCAAGAAGUUCAUGCAGAACCCUCUUGAAAUCUACAUUGAUAAUGAGACAAAGCUCACCCUUUAUGGUCUUCAACAAUAUUACAUCAAAUUAGAAGAGAGAGAAAAGAAUAGACGUCUCAAUGAGUUGCUAGAUGAGCUUUCAUUCAACCAAGUUAUCAUUUUCGUCAAGAGUACAGUCAGAGCCACUGAACUUGACAAGCUCUUGCGCGAGUGUAACUUCCCAUCGGUUGCUAUCCACUCUGGUGUUAGCCAAGAGGAACGUAUCAAACGUUUCAACGACUUCAAAGAUUUUAACAAGCGUAUCUGUGUUGCUACGGACGUAUUCGGUCGUGGUAUUGAUGUCAACAAGAUUAACUUGGCUAUCAACUACGAUCUCCCACCCGAUGCAGACUCAUACCUUCAUCGUGUUGGACGUGCUGGUCGUUUCGGAACCAAGGGUCUUGCUAUCUCAUUCGUUAGCAGUGAGGCGGACCAAGAGGUUCUGAAGGCUGUUGAGAAGAGAUUCGAAGUUGCACUUCCAGAGUACCCUGAGGGAGGCGUCGAUUCAGCCGCCUACACCAAGACUGACUAA